AUGGACACCAAUGCCGACACUUGUUGCCUUGGCAAGAACUUUGUGAUCAUGAGUUACACACCAAGAUCAGCAGAUGUAUAUGCAUACGACCCAGCAUUACCACCGACAAACGUCCCUAUUGUGUCAGGAGCAACUGCUUUUGAUUGCCCACAGACUGGUAAUACGUUCAUCUUAAUAAUUAACGAAGCACUCUACUAUGGGAACCGAUUGGACCAUUCACUAAUCAACCCAAACCAGGUACGAAGUUUCGGAAUUCCCCUAUGGGAUAACCCUUUUGACGAAACAAGGCAUGUUGGUAUUGAAUCCAAGAAGAUAUUCAUAGCAUUAAAGGCAAAAGGCACGAAGUUACUCUUUGAUUCGAGGGCGCCAACUGAACACGAACUUGCAACCUGCCUACACAUCGACCUGACAAGCAAGGUGCCGUGGAACCCAGGAACUGUUCAACUUGGCAAGGUCUCCGCAGCCCACAAAGUCACUGAGGACCAUGUAGAUGAUCCAAGAUCCAACGAGGCAGAACUGAGACACUUAGAUCCCAUAAUGCAAGGGAUGAACGAAUGGCGCACUGUGCAAACGGCGAUGGCCGACGGGGAAAGAUUCUUGAAACAAAUGGCAAGAACAGGAAACGAACGAUUUGAAGACGUGCCAGUAAGGCCAUCGUUUGUAUCCACUCAGCGACAUACCAAGGCAACAGCAGAAAAUCUAUCGGAACGACUAGGUAUUGGAUUGAACAGAGCACGAGCCACUUUGAGAUCGACACUCCAACGAGGAACUCGAUCCGCCAUCCUGCCACUAGCACGAAGAUAUCGGGCGGACCGAAUGUUCUUAACGGUACGUCCGCCGCUCGACAGACCCUAG
Messenger RNA from Cylindrotheca closterium, 855 nucleotides. NCBI's taxonomy places the organism in Eukaryota, Bacillariophyta, Bacillariophyceae, Bacillariales, Bacillariaceae. The record is from the annotation of a GenBank genome assembly.